AUGGGAAAUAAAUCAGCAAAAGUUGAAAGAUAAGAUUCUUCGGAAUUACUCUUAAGUAUAUUUUCUAAUCAAAUCAGGCCAACAUACGAAUACUAUUGACUCAUCAUAGGUUGAAAAUUCUAAAAUAUUUGUAUAAGAAAAUAAGUUAUCCUAUUGUUUUGCUUGUUGCAACUGCUUUGGUCUAAUUAAAACUUAAGUAGUAGAGAUUUAAUUAUCUUGGAUUGAUUAUACCUUAAGAAAAUUAAACAGAGGUUAAUAUAGACACUUUUAAUGGUCAGAUCUAAUGAAGUUAAGAUUGCAAAAUUUAGAUAUUAAGAAUUUCGAAGAAUUACAAGCAAUCUAUCUAAAUUAAAUAAGAAUGAUUAUAAGUAGUUACGAAACAAAUUCUUCAUUUUAUAAAAAUAAAAUUGCGGAACAAAACGAAUAAUCCAAAUAUAAUAUAUUUGAAUACUAUGAAGAAGAGGCCAAUACUAUCUUCGAAGAUAAGUAAGGGGAAUUAUUUACUAAUAAUUAAAAAUUGCCUAUCAUUCAUCUGGAUUAAUCUUUUAAAUACUUCAAAUUUAUAUUGUAAAUUAUAUUGGGCCUUAAAUUAGAAGAUUUUAAUUAACCUUAUCAAUUAAAAAAUAAAAGAAUUAAUGUAACUUGA
This is a messenger RNA of Paramecium primaurelia, 646 nucleotides long. NCBI's taxonomy places the organism in Eukaryota, Ciliophora, Oligohymenophorea, Peniculida, Parameciidae. The record is from the annotation of a GenBank genome assembly.